AAAUCUAUCCCUUCCACCUCUACGAACAGCAAUGUUGAGCAAAGGUUGAGUGAGGUAGAGAAUAUGUUGGGUGGAUUAAUGCAGCUAAUGAAGGCAAGAUUCCCUAACGAGAAUAUCACAGAUAUUUUACAAGCUGCCAACGAAUUAGCUGCUGCCAACAGAUUGGAUAGAGAGGCACAUGCGGCCCGUCAAGAGGUUCCGGAUGCUAACAGUGGGCAAGCUUUUUCCCCAAAUAAUCGUUCCUCUUCACAUUCAAGCUAUCACCUUUUGUCUCACCAAAAUGAGGGUAAUGAAGAAAAUGAUAGGCAAAGGGACUGAAAGGCAUGUUUGUAUCUCUUCUUGGAUCUAUAAUUUCUAGUGACAAGCAUUUAAUUGAACUUCUUCAGAUUCGGCAAUUUUUGUUUUUGCCAAGAUCUGCUGUUUUGAGAUUGAUAUAUAUCUAUGGAAUUCCUCUUUUAUGGUUGCCAAUUUAGUGCAUCAAUUAACUAUUUUUUUUUUU
Rubroshorea leprosula is the source of this 499-nucleotide messenger RNA. NCBI's taxonomy places the organism in Eukaryota, Viridiplantae, Streptophyta, Magnoliopsida, Malvales, Dipterocarpaceae. The record is from the annotation of a GenBank genome assembly.